UGCUUCUGUUGCUGGGGCUAGUUUUUAAGUAUGCCUGUUUUCCCAAAUCAAGAUGUUUUCUAAGCAAAUUUGGUUUAACUCAUUUUGCCACCUGGUUUUCUGCAUUGGAUGCCAUGCUAUCUGGCAAUAACUUUGAGGUAAUUAUGGUACUUCUAAGGUUAUUAUACGAAUUAAGAAGCAUUUAAGAAAUGUAAGAUGUAAAUGUGUGGUUUUGUCUGUGAAAUAUUAAUUAAAGAAAAUUGAAAAUCACCAAUAGUUUUGAAUUAAAAAAACAAUAAAGAGAGACUAAAAUAUUAGUGGUUUUAGAAAGUAGUAGCAUACUAGCGGGCAGGUAAAUGUAAGAUACUAACUUUAGUCAAUAUAUAUGUUUGAAAUAUAGCUUAUGUCUGUUGAAUAGCUAGGAGACUUCACAUUGCGGCUUUGCCAAGUUGUGUGCAAAUCCAUUCAAAUUAUGACAAGUGGCUUGUUCUUUGGUUCUUAAACGCCAAAAGGGAGCAAUGCAAAAACCUUGUCUCAGUUGUCUGAUAAGCGAGAACAUAACCAGAUCAAUACUUAUUUUCAAAACUGAUUUUAAGUCAAGACAAAGUCAUUGGUGUGGAAAGUGACAUUUGAAUUAGGAAGAUUUAUGGAUUUUCAAAGAUUCACGUUUCUAAUGUAGGGAAACAGUAUGGUUGGGGAAAACAAGGUGCCUUUCAAACUAUGAAAUAUAAUAAUGCUAACAAAAGGGUAUAAGAUUGGAUAGAACCUCAGUAGUACUCUUUAUUACAGAAAGUGGUUUCCAAUAAGAAGGAGACAGAGGGCAUAAGUGAAAGUUCAUAUCUUGGCUUUAUCAGCUGGUUGAACUUCCAUAGGAUUUAUCUUUUCCAGGAGAUAUAUGCCUAGUUCAAUAAUCUUUUACGAUCACAAUUUUUUCCAUAUUUGAUGUAAUUUCCAGGUCGAAUGCCGUAUGAUUCAAUUUUGGCUUAUAUUCUGCAAUAUUUACAUGAUUGGAGUGUUCAAGCAAUUGUCAGCUGGAUGUUGUCAGAAUGUUUAGGGAGUCAAAAUGUCUCGAUUGUUGCUGAAGAAGAUGUUCAAAGUCUGUCCAAAGCUAAUUCAUCUGAACUGUUAGAAGCUGUGGUUGAAACUGUGAACCAAUGUCUAGCUGAAGCACCUCGAUUUGGAGUUCAGGAGCCAAAAUGUGCUCUUUCAACUUCAGAUGUUCUUGAAAUCAUUGGUCGCUGUAGCUCAACGGGGGGUCCCACCGGAAGAUUUUGGGUACUGGAUCCUGUUGAUGGCACAUUGGGUUUUGUACGUGGAGAUCAAUAUGCUGUAGCUCUAGCACUCAUAGAGGAUGGAGAAGUGAAGCUUGGUGUUCUUGGAUGUCCUAACUACCCAAUGAGGAAGGAAUGGUUAAGUUAUCAUCACCGCUAUCAUAGGAUUAUAUCCAAGUUGACUCCUCCAACAGCUGAAACUUGGAACAAAGGUUGUGUACUAUAUGCUAAAAGGGGUAGUGGGAAGGCUUGGAUGCAACCGCUGAUCCAUGUCAAUAAGAUGUUUGUGUGGCCAAACCAUGCAAAACAAGUUUCUGUCUCUCCCAUUGACAAUCCUGCACUUGCCACCUUCUGUGAACCAGUUGAGAAGGCCAAUUCAAGCCAUUCUUUUACUGCAGGGCUGGCUCACACUAUUGGUCUCAGGAAACAACCGUUGAGGGUAUACAGCAUGGUAAAGUAUGCAGCAAUAGCUCGUGGGGAUGCUGAGGUUUUCAUGAAAUUUGCAAGGGCUGGUUACAAGGAGAAAAUAUGGGAUCAUGCUGCAGGUGUUAUCAUCAUACAGGAAGCUGGUGGGAUGGUAACAGAUGCAGGAGGACUUCCCCUAGACUUCUCAAAAGGCUUAUAUUUAGAAGGCCUUGAUCGUGGCAUAGUUGCUUGUUCUGGAGCCACACUACAUGCAAAGAUCAUUGAUGCAGUUGAUGCUAGCUGGGGCUCUUCUGGCCUCUGAGGCUGCUUCAAUUAACUUAUAUACGUAUACACUGAAAAUAAUGUUAAUAAUGAUCCAUCUUUUCUUUUUCUGUUCUACAUUACAUCUUACAUAUCCCCAUGCUUCACCAGUUAUUUUUUAUGUAUUGCUAACAACUUACGAAUUUCUUAGCUCACAAUUCUAUUGUUUGGCAUUGUAAUAACGCUAAAUUGUCAUAAUAUUUCAUCAUCCUGAAUGCCAUG
Molecule: messenger RNA, 2198 nt
Organism: Vigna angularis (adzuki bean)
Lineage: Eukaryota; Viridiplantae; Streptophyta; Magnoliopsida; Fabales; Fabaceae
Product: PAP-specific phosphatase HAL2-like
Exons: 3
Coding region: 940-1977 (345 amino acids)
Biological process (GO): phosphatidylinositol phosphate biosynthetic process; sulfate assimilation
Molecular function (GO): 3'(2'),5'-bisphosphate nucleotidase activity
Source: RefSeq, a predicted model, not a curated record